Molecule: messenger RNA, 1629 nt
Organism: Paramecium sonneborni
Lineage: Eukaryota; Ciliophora; Oligohymenophorea; Peniculida; Parameciidae
Source: the annotation of a GenBank genome assembly
AUUCAAAUUAAUGUACGUAAAGCCAAUAUCCUCUCUCACUCAUGUCGGUAGAUACUAUGUCCGCAUCAUAAAGGACUUAAGUGUCAUUAAACAGAUUCAAGCUGGAUCUACUGUGCUUGUCGGUGGAUUUGGGUUGUGUGGUAUACCUGAAUGCAGCAUCAAUGCAUUGAAAGAGGCAGGAACAAAAAAUCUGACAGUCGUAAGUAACAACUGUGGGACAACUGAUUUGGGAUUAGGAUUGCUUUUGAAUAAUGGAUAAUUAAAGAGAGUCAUUGCAUCAUAUGCAGGAGAGAAUCACAACCUAGCCAAGUAAUACUUUAUUAUUAACAAUAGGUAAUACUUUGAUGGUACUUUGGAAUUGGAAUUAGUACCUUAAGGAACAUUGGCAGAAAAAUUAAGAGCCGCAGGAGCUGGUAUCCCUGCCUUUUAUACACAUACUGGUACAGACACUGUGGUUGAAAAGGGAGGCAUUCCUAUCAAAUAUCAUAAAGGUGGUGAGAGUGUAGAAAUUGCUUCUACACCAAAGCCUGUAAGAUUUUAUUAUAAUAAUUAGGUUGAAUACUUUAAUGGAAAGAAAUACAUAAGAGAAGACUCUAUUUGGGGAGAUUUCGCUCUUAUUAAAGCAAAUAUGGCUGACACCAAUGGUAAUCUUAAGUUUGUGGGGACUGCCAGAAACUUUAAUUAAGAUAUGGUUAAAGCAGCAAAGGUUGUUAUUGCUGAAGUUGAUACCAUUGUACCUGUAGGAAGCUUUGGUUUUGAUGAGGCACAUAUAAAUGGAAUUUAUGUGGAUUAUCUCUAUCAAGGAAAUAAUUACUUAAAGACAGUUGAAAGGCUUGUUUAUGACUAAAGUGUUUAUGAUAAACAUAAAGGUAUAAAAUUGAAAUAAUUUUAUAGAUAUCAAACCUUAAGGGAAAUUAAAUUCAACAAGAAACAGAAUUGCUAAAAGAGCAGCUUAAGAAUUUAAAGAUGGAAUGUAUGUAAAUUUGGGUAUUGGAAUUCCUACUCUUAUUCCUGCUUUCCUUGAUAAAAGCAUGACUAUUCAUUUCCAUACAGAAAUAGGAGCUAUUGGAGUUGGUCCCUAUCCUAAAUUAGGUUAAGAAUUAGGAGAUCUUUCAAAUGCAGGAAAAGAAUCAUGUACUCUCAACCCAGGAGCAACUACUUUUGAAAGCAGUGAAUCAUUUGGUAUAAUCAGAGGAGGACAUUUGGAUAUGACUGUUUUGGGAGCUAUGCAAAUUACAAAAUAAGGGGAUAUUGCUAAUUGGGUCAUUCCAGGAAAAAUGGUUAAAGGAAUGGGAGGAGCUAUGGAUUUAGUUGCAUCAGGAUCUAAAGUACUUGUUGUUAUGGAACAUACCGCUAAAGGAGAAGUCAAAUUUGUUAAAGAAUUAUAAUAUCCAGCAACAGGAAUGAAUAAAGUUAGCUAAGUCGUUACAGGUAUUAAACUAGUUUAUUUGUUUAGAUAAGGCUGUCUUUGUUAAAAGAGAUGGACAAUUAGUAUUAACAGAAAUUGCAAGUGACACUACCCUUGAAUGGGUCAGAGCAAACACUGGUUUUGAAUUAACAGUGGCAGACGACUUAAAAUCCUUCUAAGUUUGAUUUAAUAUUAAGUUAUUAUUAUAUUCAUAUCCUCAC